Encephalitozoon cuniculi GB-M1 is the source of this 312-nucleotide messenger RNA. Its product is annotated as transcription initiation factor TFIID subunit TAF13. Bases 1 to 312 code for a protein of 103 amino acids. The transcript has a single exon. NCBI's taxonomy places the organism in Eukaryota, Fungi, Microsporidia, Unikaryonidae. Gene Ontology annotation, biological process: transcription by RNA polymerase II. Gene Ontology annotation, molecular function: protein heterodimerization activity. The record is from RefSeq and is marked provisional.
AUGAGGGAAGCCCGGAGAGUAAACUUCAUGAAGGACAUAAAGGUGAUGAUGUAUGGGUAUGGAGAUGUUGUGGCACCCAGGUACGAUACGGCAGAGGCUCUCCACGGAUAUGUCCUGGACUACAUGAGCAUCCUGCUAACCAAUACACACAACAUGGCACAGGUGAAGGGAAAAACCAAGACUGAGGAUCUUUUGUACUAUCUGAAGAGAGACAGGAAAAAGUACUCUAGAGUCCGGCAUCUGUUGAUAACAAACGAGGAGAUCAAGCUGGCCAAAAAGGCCUUUGAACCCAAAGAUUACGAGAAGGAGUGA